Molecule: messenger RNA, 155 nt
Organism: Symbiodinium pilosum
Lineage: Eukaryota; Dinophyceae; Suessiales; Symbiodiniaceae
Source: the annotation of a GenBank genome assembly
GCGGGGUCAACGUGAUUUUCCACGUCCUCAUGAAGUUGUUGUGCACCACCUGUGCGAGCUACGUGUCUGAGGUAUUCAAUGCCGAGGGCCUUGCAUGGGUUCAGAAGCCGGGCCCACAUCCGAUCCUCGUGCCGAAUCACGUCUCCCUAGUGGAG